UUCAUCAAGAGUUUUGUCUGGUUUUGGAUUCUGCGGGAUGUAAUUUUCUCACCUUUGCGUCUUUGUCUCCACCAGAUUAUCGUUGACGAUGAUGACAGUAAGGUGUGGUCGCUGUAUGACGCCGGCCCGAAGAGCAUCAGGUGUCCCAUCAUCUUCCUCCCUCCGGUCAGCGGGACGGCUGAGGUGUUCUUCCAGCAGGUGUUAGCUCUGACCGGCUGGGGCUACAGAGUCAUCUCGCUGCAGUAUCCGGUGUACUGGGAUCUCAUGGAGUUCUGUGACGGCUUCAGGAAGCUUCUCGAUCACCUGCAGUUGGACAAAGUCCAUGUGUUCGGGGCGUCCCUGGGAGGAUUCUUGGCUCAGAAGUUUGCAGAGUACACACACAAGUCUCCGCGCGUGCACUCACUGAUACUGUGUAAUUCAUUCAGUGAUACCUCCAUCUUUAAUCAGACGUGGACAGCCAACAGUUUCUGGUUGAUGCCGGCGUUCAUGCUGAAGAAGAUUGUUCUGGGGAACUUUGCUAAAGGACCUGUGGAUCCUAAAAUGGCAGAUGCUAUCGACUUCAUGGUCGACAGG
Messenger RNA from Plectropomus leopardus (leopard coralgrouper), 573 nucleotides. The record is from RefSeq and is a predicted model, not a curated record. NCBI's taxonomy places the organism in Eukaryota, Metazoa, Chordata, Actinopteri, Perciformes, Serranidae.